AUGUUGUAUUUAAUUGGAUUGGGGCUUUCCUAUUCCUCAGAUAUUACUGUUCGUGGUCUUGAAAUCGUUAAAAAAUGCUCUAGGGUGUACUUGGAGCACUAUACCAGUAUCUUAAUGGCGGCAUCGCAGACAGAGCUGGAGGAAUUUUACGGGAAGAAAAUUGUGAUGGCGGAUCGUGAAAUGGUUGAGACUGGUUUACAAGAGAUUUUGAGGGAUAGCGACAAGGAAGAUGUCGCAUUUCUUGUCGUGGGUGAUCCUUUUGGGGCAACGACCCAUACCGAUCUCGUUCUAAGAGCGCGGCAACAGAAAAUUGACGUUGAGAUCGUGCAUAACGCUUCUGUCAUGAACGCUGUCGGAAGCUGUGGUUUGCAGCUCUACAACUUCGGCCAAACUGUCUCGAUGGUUUUUUUCACCGACAAUUGGAGACCUGAUUCGUGGUACGACAAGAUUUGGGAAAACCGUAAAAUCGGUUUGCAUACGCUUGUUUUGCUGGAUAUCAAGGUUAAAGAGCAAAGUAUAGAGAAUAUGGCGCGCGGCAGACUCAUUUACGAGCCACCCCGUUACAUGUCGAUUGCGCAAUGUUGUGAACAGUUGCUGGAAAUCGAAGAAGGACGUCAAAGCAGUGCCUACACUCCAGAAACCCCAGCUGUGGCUAUCAGCCGUCUAGGAGCUCCUACACAGACGUUUAAGUCUGGCACCAUAGAAGAGUUAGCAGAUUACGAUUCGGGCGAGCCUCUCCAUUCGCUAGUCAUUCUGGGUAGACAAUGCCACGAACUCGAACUGGAGUAUUUACUACAGUUUGCGACCGAUCCACAAAAUUUCAAGCUAAAAGUGGCCAAGGAUCAAGAAUAUUUCAAGCCUGAACCAUGGCGACCACCUACACAGGACAACUAG
This is a messenger RNA of Lachancea mirantina, 894 nucleotides long. Lineage: Eukaryota; Fungi; Ascomycota; Saccharomycetes; Saccharomycetales; Saccharomycetaceae. The record is from the annotation of a GenBank genome assembly.